Molecule: messenger RNA, 934 nt
Organism: Harpia harpyja (harpy eagle)
Lineage: Eukaryota; Metazoa; Chordata; Aves; Accipitriformes; Accipitridae
Gene: CCDC59
Product: coiled-coil domain containing 59
Exons: 4
Coding region: 32-646 (204 amino acids)
Cellular component (GO): nucleus
Source: RefSeq, a predicted model, not a curated record
CGUCGCCUCGCUGCGCGACGCCGGCAGAGCGAUGGCGGGGGGCGGCGGGCCGGCGGCUCCGGCGGAGGAAAAUGGCGGCGCCGCGUCCCGCGGUCCGCGCCGAAAGCGGCUGUGGAGGAGGCCCGGCCUGCUGCGCGAUGUCAUGGGCAGCGUCCAGGAGGGACGAGGAUUUGCAUUUCGGAGAAAACAAAAGAUUGAAAGACAAUACAGGAAAUUAUUGAAAAGGGGAAGAAAGGUCCAUUCACAACAGGAUAAUCAGUUUACUGACACUUAUCCAGAGCACUUGAAACAUCUUUACCUAGCUGAGGAAGAAAUGCUUAAGAAACGGUGCAGGGCUCCAGAUGAUUCAGUUUUAUCAGAAGAAAAACUUAAUAAAGCAGUAGAGUCAGUUAUGACUGAAGGGAAGUUUAAGAAGAAAACAUCCAAUCAGAAGGCAAAAGAAGAGUAUGAGAAAAUAAAGGCUGAGCGUGCUAGAAAGAAAGAGGAAGCAGAAAAAAGAAAACAACAAAGAGAAGCAGCUCAACGGUUGUACAAGCAAAAGAAAAUGGAAGCUUAUAAAAUACUGAGUAAGAAGACAAAAAAAGGACAGCCAAAUCUAAAUUUACAGAUGGAGUUUCUUCUUCAGAAAAUACAACAAAACACGUAAACCUCUGCAUACAUCUUAAUUGCAGGCUUUGAGUUACCUGUGGACUUUUUAUAAAAUUACUUUUAAUAAAUAAUGUCUUUUUGCUUCUAUAUCUCUUUUGUCAUUGGCUUGAUUUAUCUCAUCAGUCCAGCAGUGGAGGAUAUUCAUCCUGAAAUAUGUAUUCCAUGCUGAGAAUGAGAGAUCUGGUACCCUGAAAAUAAAUGGUCUGUAUUUCUAAGCUUAAAUUUUAUUAGCUAUGUAAUAUCCUGAAUUCCAAAUCAUUAGAGCCUAAUACCAUCUGAACAUGAA